This is a messenger RNA of Nematostella vectensis (starlet sea anemone), 2517 nucleotides long. RefSeq lists its product as uncharacterized. The transcript is spliced from 6 exons. Bases 1 to 2517 code for a protein of 838 amino acids. Lineage: Eukaryota; Metazoa; Cnidaria; Anthozoa; Actiniaria; Edwardsiidae. The record is from RefSeq and is a predicted model, not a curated record.
AUGGGACCACACGCUGGGCAGUAUAUCAUGCAGGCGCCUUUCAGUGGGAUUCCUGUGGCCAGGGGUGCCAUCCCGUGUAUCCCUAACGUUGCUCUAAACGGCGUUGUCAAUCAAACUGCCGUUGCCUCGACAGCAAGAGCUUGCGCGAUAAGCCAGGGUCAGUCACACGAUGAUGAGGUGCUCCAGGAGAUGCAUCAACUCCUGCACGAGGCCGCUGACCUCUACACUACUCCCUCACACGACACGUUCAGUCACAGUAGCACUAUCGGGCACCUUGAGGGUGGGAACAUCCAUGAGUAUUUGGUGGACCUGAAGGACCUUCCCCCGCGCUCCUCAAACGAGGCGAGUGAGACAGUGAUCGAUAGCCCCCUGACAGACCCACUACCUGACGAAGAGGGGGGCAAAGUUACCUCUGACGAGGAAGAGGUUGUUCCAGCUGUGAGCCAGGGCGUGGUCGAGGCUACCAGCCCCUCACAGCAAUCUUUAUAUGACUUCGGUGAGUGCCCAGCCUGGCUUACAGAUCUGCUUGAGGGUGAUGAUGAGAAAACUGUGUCAAGUGAGGCAACGGAUGAGCUGCCCCUCCCUGAUCCUAAUGCGAUUGAGGAGCUAUUGGCCCUGAUGGACGAAGUCAAAAGUCCCGCCACUGACUCCCUCAUCGCUCCCGCCUGCGAAACAAAUCAUAUAUCGAUUCAAGCAGGAGAGGUAGAUAACACGGCCGCUCACCCUAACAAUACAUACAAGUUCUCUAUCGCUGAUUGCAGCACAUUGGAAGAGCUACUUGCUCCUGCAGACGAGGUCAGCACCGUGGCAGAGCCUGUUGACAGCCAACAAGACUUUAAGGCUGAACCAGACGAGACCCCCCUUCCUGACCCAAGUACCAUGCGGGAGCUACUUGCUCUUGCAGACGGGGUCAGCACCGCGGCAGAGGGUAGUACAGUGCCUGUUGGCAGCCAACAAGUCUCUGAUGCUGCACAGGAGGAUGCUCCACUUCCUGACCCCAGCACCAUGCAGGAGAUAUUGUCUCUUGUCGGGGAGGUGACGAGUGCUGUUGAGAGUGGUGAUUCCUCCAGCAACGCGAGUUGCGUUGAGUAUAUCGAGGAGGUCAUUGAAGAGGGUACUGUUCCUUCUUUCACCACGUCAACCGUCUAUCAAAGCCCAACGGUAACUGCUGAGGUGUGGUUCAGCCCUUACACUUGCACGUAUAUGAACAUGUCUGCUGAACUCGCCUCAGUCUUUUCCAGUUCUGUCGCCCCGUGCCCAUUGAGUAGCACUUCUGUGCCGGAGAUAACUCCAGACGGCACCGCUACUAACCAGAGGAGGGUGAGGGACCCGUUGUCAUGGCGCGACUACGAGUAUGCGCUCCGGCCAAUAUCAACUUUACAACAGCCCCCGAACCCCCCGCAAAGUCGGCGCAUACGCCGCCCAGAAUACCUACCCCAACCUCAUGUCAGCCAAGCACAAUUAUCCCCUGGGGGUACCCCUUAUAUGUAUGGCGGCCCGUACAGAUCAGCCUUAACCUACCCCGUGCUGGUACAACAAAAGCGCUUAGAUCGGAGUCCUUGCCAUGUGACAAUGGGACCACACGCUGGGCAGUAUAUCAUGCAGGCGCCUUUCAGUGGGAUUCCUGUGGCCAGGGGUGCCAUCCCGUGUAUCCCUAACGUUGCUCUAAACGGCGUUGUCAAUCAAACUACCGUUGCCUCGGCAGCAAGAGCUUGCGCGAUAUGCCAGGAUCAGUCACACGAUGAUGAGGUGCUCCAGGAGAUGCAUCAACUCCUGCACGAGGCCGCUGACCUCUACACUACUCCCUCACACGACACGUUCAGUCACAGUAGCACUAUCGGGCACCUUGAGGGUGGGAGCAUCCAUGAGUAUUUGGUGGACCUGAAGGACCUUCCCCCGCGCUCCUCGAACGAGGCGAGUGAGACAGUGAUCGAUAGCCCCCUGAUAGACCCACUACCUAUAGAAGAGGGGGGCAAAGUUACCUCUGACGAGGAAGAGGUUGUUCCAGCUGUGAACCAGGGCGUGGUCGAGGCUACCAGCCCCUCACAGCAAUCUUUAUAUGACUUCGGUGAGUGCCCAGCCUGGCUUACAGAUCUGCUUGAGGGUGAUGAUGAGAAAACUGUGUCAAGUGAGGCAACGGAUGAGCUGCCCCUCCCUGAUCCUCAUGCGAUUGAGGAGCUAUUGGCCCUGAUGGCCGAAGUCAAAAGUCCCGCCACUGACUCCCUCAUCGCUCCCGCCUGCGAAACAAAUCAUAUAUCGAUUCAAGCAGGAGAGGUAGAUAACACGGCCGCUCACCCUAACAAUACAUACAAGUUCUCUAUCGCUGAUUGCAGCACAUUGGAAGAGCUACUUGCUCCUGCAGACGAGGUCAGCACCGUGGCAGAGCCUGUUGACAGUCAACAAGACUUUAAGGCUGAACCAGACGAGACCCCCCUUCCUGACCCAAGUACCAUGCGGGAGCUACUUGCUCUUGCAGACGAGGACAGCACCGCGACAGAGGGAGGCCCCACUUCCUGA